This is a messenger RNA of Didymosphaeria variabile, 1143 nucleotides long. RefSeq lists its product as uncharacterized. Lineage: Eukaryota; Fungi; Ascomycota; Dothideomycetes; Pleosporales; Didymosphaeriaceae. Gene Ontology annotation, biological process: peroxisome organization. The record is from RefSeq and is a predicted model, not a curated record. The transcript has 4 exons. Gene Ontology annotation, cellular component: peroxisomal membrane. The coding region runs from base 1 to 1143 and encodes 380 amino acids.
AUGUACAAGCAGGCGACACAGAAGACGGGCGAGGUCCUGUCGCUGCCUCCGAAAUGGCUCGGGAUGUAUUCCGACUUCAUCGCUAAGAACAGCAGCGCCGUAUCGCAGAUAGAGUCAGCCCUGCGAUCGCUAACAUACAUCAUUCCCGGCCGAUUCCGCGAGUCUGAGAUCGCGUCUGAAUCUCUGCACAGCGGCGUCCAACUCCUCUCACUGUAUCAUGAUUCCCUUCUCGCAAAAGCCGCUGCUCGCACACCUGGAGCUCAGCGACAGCACCCAUCAAUCCACAGCCGCUACACAAAGUUCUGGACAGAUCGGUCACCAACCUACAAGCGAAUCGCGCUCGUGCUCCAGAUGAUUCAAUACACGGAACUACUGUGGGAGAUGGCAGCAAAAAGGAAGGGAGAGAAGGUGCGGUGGCGCGUCAUAGUGCUACUGGAGGUCGUGAAAGCCGUGUGUCGACUGCUCCUGUUGCGGUUGACGAACUCUAGACCAUUGGUAUCGCCACCUCUACCCCAGAGGGAGCUCGACCCGAGUUCCUUGGAGGAGUCAUCGGCAUCAACGAACGGCAUGGACACUCCCCCGACGGAGCAAGAGGCGGAAGCGGAGAAUUGGACGAUGCCACGGACAGGAUUAUCGAUGCCGAAGAUACCGGAUGCAUCCGAAAUUUCGAGCUAUUUGCUAUCGAAGGUACUCACAGCCGAUGAUAUCAAGCCGCCAAAGGCACUUUUGCACCGUGUUAGCGGAAAAGGUGAAGUUGCUGAGGUUCUGUACAUCUUGCGUCCCGUCGUCUAUGCAUUGGCCAUGCAGCACUUCAGUGGAGACCGGAAGAGCUGGCGCCCUUGGUUGAUCGGAGUUGGACUGGAGUAUGGUGCCAGACAGCUCACGAAGAAAGACUUCCAGGAGAGACUAGCUGGUGGACUAAGAGGCUUGACAGGGUUGGAGAAGGAAGAGUUGAGAAAGCGCGGCUGGUCGUUAGGCUGGUGGAUGAUGCGCGGCGCUUUCUAUGAGAACAUUACCAAGGCCUGGAUACAUGCCGUUACACGGAAACUGCGGAACAAGCCACUCCUAGACAUCGUCGGUGGUGUCAUUGAGGACUACGAGUUCCUCUGGGAUCAGUAUUACUUCCCCACUGCCACUCUUUAG